Messenger RNA from Strongylocentrotus purpuratus (purple sea urchin), 9579 nucleotides. RefSeq names its product trichohyalin. The record is from RefSeq and is a predicted model, not a curated record. Gene Ontology annotation, biological process: positive regulation of stress fiber assembly; regulation of focal adhesion assembly. Gene Ontology annotation, molecular function: myosin II head/neck binding. Gene Ontology annotation, cellular component: stress fiber. Lineage: Eukaryota; Metazoa; Echinodermata; Echinoidea; Camarodonta; Strongylocentrotidae. The coding region runs from base 291 to 6392 and encodes 2033 amino acids. The transcript has 25 exons.
AAUAAUUUCCUUGACACAGUUUCAAUGCAACUAGCUCAUCUUGUGUUUACUUUGACGCUCAAGAGGGCAUUCAAUGGGCAGAGAGCGUGAACAGAGAAGAGGAGACGGACAAAAGCUCCUCUGAAAACGGGAAUACGAUUAGAGACGGAUUUAUUUCGAAGUUUUUCCGUGGCUAAAUCGUCACAAGCAGACGACGUAUACACGGUAGCAAACAUUUUUUUGAAUAACUUCGGCCUGGCAAAUGUGCGCCGUACUUCAAGUGAACGGACCCCGAACAGUAAUCAGCCGCUAUGUGGGACUCUACCGAAGAGCAAGGGGAAUUCAUGCCCGACCCUGAGGCGAUCUUGGACGAGGCUAUCGCCGAGACAGGCCGAUGGAUAAAGGAAGUGACAUACCGUGAUUUGACGGAUCCGAAGGACCUUCAGAAGUCGCUUUUGAAUGGAGUACUCCUCUGCGAGUUACUAAUCGCCAUCAAGAGAGGGUGUGUAAAACGGCCAAAUAGAUUUUCAAACCAGGAAAAUCUGAAAGAGUUUUUCAGGGGAUGUAAAGAGGAACUUGGUCUAGACCCUUCCAAAGAACAGAUCUUCAGCGUAGACGAUCUCACAAGCUUAUCAAGAAGACUAAGCUGGGUUCCGUCGGCAACAUCAGCUCCAAAAACAGACAGGGAAAAGCUUAAAAGUAUUGUCACCACCAUCUACUGGAUAUCUGAAGCUGCCGUUCAGCUCCCGUCUUACUCAGGCCCCAAGCUUGACACGUACGCCUUUGAAUCAGUCAUAUUUGGAAUAUAUUCCCCAAGAUCCCCAAGAGAAGAACCUAAGCCUGACGUCAAGGAUCGGAAAGGGAGCGAAACAGACAGCGUCUUUGAAGACAAUACAAACAGCUUCCUCGAUCUUCCCGAGAAGAUCGAAUACAAGGAGCCAGCGUGGAAGACGGCGCUCAAGGCUGCAGAGUCUGAAGCUCCUGUGAAACCAUCGCACGGUUUAGACACAGAGUCGGUCCCGACCAAAAGCCAGGAGAAUCCAGGAGACGAGCCGGUUGCCGCCAACGGAGAAAGGACACUGUCCUCUGAUGACGCCGGUCAGGUGGUGUUGAGGCAGCCCAGUGCAGUUCGAUUACGCAGGAUGGAGCGCAAGCUGGGAAAGAAAUCGGGGCCGCCUACUUCGGCCAAGCCCCACUCCCGUAGCCUCAGUUUGCCAGAGGCGACCGAUGUACUGAUCAUGAGGCAAAAUGCCUUGGACUCUAAUCAUAACAGUGCAACCUAUGAGGAUUUAGAUGAUGAAGAUGAGGAAGAUUCCAACAUGUGGAGAUCGAGCUUCAAGUCGUGGAAGAUGAAGCGGAAUGAGGUGGCGUCCAAUGUCCUGGAGCGCAAAGCCUUCAGGGAAGAAGUAGACACCUUGGAGCAGAACAAAGACAAGAAGAAACCCAAGACGUUCAGAGAAAUCGUGGAAGAAAAAAAACGGAGAGAGAAUCUUCUCGUCAAGAAGUCGUUGAAGAAGGAGCUGGAGAAGGAUGAGAUCAACGCCAUCCUCACGUCGGUAGAUCUGGUGGAUUCGGAUUCAGAGGAAGAAGAGGAGGAGGAGACUCGACAGGAGCAGCACUCUCAACUGGAGCCAGUCCAGGAGCCCUACCAACAGGACCAACGGGCCAGCACCCUCCCAAUGAGGGGUAGGAGAGUGUCCCCCGCCACCACGGCGCCCCAUAAACCCUUCCCCAUCACAGCUUCCAGUACUGCACCCACCAGCUCAAAGCCUCCCCCUUCUGUUGCCCCCAAGCCCAAGUAUCGGCCCAGCGCGGGAGCCUUCCAGCCGUACCGACGCAGCCAGUCUUUGAGAGAUGGAGUUGAUUACGCCGAUGGCGGAGACCACCACCACACCCAUACAACAUCCCCGUCUCCCACGGCAACCACCCCCUCGGAGGAAUCCUACCCCAGCAGCUCCUUCCACGAGAAGAUGCUCCGGGACAGGGAGCGGGAGAAGGAACGGGCGGAGGCUUACAAGAAGAGCCAGGAGCACGCGAGGAAACCCAAACCCAAGCGGAUGAGCAUGGGCAUCAUGGGGAGGAUCGCGGCUUUCAACAGCGGAGAUGCGUUCAAGAAGAAGGAGGAAGAAGAAGAGGCGUCGUCGACUGCAUCAUCUGCUCGGCCAGCCGAACCAGCCCAGUCACAACAGGAGACUAGAAGCUACGUAGAGCACGACAUCACCAUGCAGAGAAGACCAAGGGCCCAGGGUGGGUUUGGAUUCACAGUGACAGGUGGCAUCGACAAGAAGAAACCCAUCGUCGUCAAGGGCAUCGAUCCAGGGAGCACAGCUGGUUCGAGUGCGCUGAAGAUUGGCGAUGAGAUCACUGUUAUUAACAAUGAAAGAACGAAAACGUUUGAUCAGGAUGACAUACAGUACAGCAUCAGCCAGGCCGUGCUGUCCGGCCACCUCAUUCUCAAAGUCAGGAGAUAUGACGAUGAUUCCAAUCAACUCAGAUCAGUAUCCUCCUCAUCAUCAGCAUCAUCAUCCUACCAAGACUCUUCAGAGAGAAGAUUGGAAGAAGAGAGAAGGAGAAGGGAAGAGGACGAGAGGGAGGAGGAGCAAAGAAGGGAAGAGCAGAGAAGAAUUGAGGGAGAGAGGAGGGAGGAAGAGCGACGAAGAGUAGAGGAGAGACGAAGGGAAGAAGAAGAGCGGCGAAGAGAAGAUGAGAGGCAAAGGGAAGAGGAGCGAAGAAGGGAAGAGGAGAGGAGGAAAGAAGAAGAAGAGAGAUGGAGGGAAGAGCAGAGGAUGCAGGAAGAAGAGGAGAUGGAGCGACAAAGGGAAGAAGCAAGAAGAAGGCGAGAAGAGGAGGAGGAGGAGGAGAGGGCCCCUGCCUCAUCCUCAAGGAACGCUCUUUCAAAAGCCAGACAACUUCUUGAUGAUCACGAAGAGGAAACCAGUUCCGAAGAGACCCCACGCCACGAGAGGGAAAGGAUGUAUAUGAACGGGAACUCCCAGGAUAAGCCUGCUGUGGAUACCUUAGAUGGGUUUUCCCCUUCCCAAUCUCCACCCCACCACCGACCCCACCCAUCUCCUCCAGCCUCCCCUGUCCCAUCCCUGCCCCUCUCAGACACCAUCCCCUCUGAUGGGUCUGCACCCAGUACCAGCAGCCCUUUCCCUGAUGCCUCAGUGCAUCGCCAUGGCGAUUAUGGUGGUGGCGAUGAUGAUGGGGAGGGGGAGGACGAUGGUGCGGAGGGGUUGGAGAAGGCCUAUGAGAAAGUUUUAAGGACUAGAGAUGAGCUUAAUGAUACCUUUGGCACGGAAGAUUCUUUCUUUGCCUCAGAGGGUACGAGGGAUGAUGAUGUCUCCUCGCAAGAUGAGAGAUUGGAAGAGGCGAUCAUGAGCAAGCUUGAGCAGGAGGAGAAGGAAGAAGACGAGAGAGAAGAGGUCCACCGACAGAUCGAGGAGGAUGAGAGGAAUAAGUCCCCCAUCAAAGAGUUCUCCAUCACAGCGGAGGUACAGAAGACGGAAGAAUCUGCCCCGCCCAGGAGCGGUUUCUCGAUAAAGUCCACUGGAUUCAGGAGGGUCCAGGCACCCAGACCCUCUGCUGCUAGCAAGAGCAAAGGCCCGGAACCAUUCAGGCCCCAGCCGGCCCCCUCAUUGACGACGACGACGCCGCAUGAGGACAACGUCCGAGAGCGGGUCAAGAAGGAGCGCUCCGACUUCUUCCGUAAGAGCGCCGAACCAGAGGACACGCCCGUCUUUGGUUAUUCAGCUGCUGAGGACUUAAAGAUGGAUGACAACAUGGAAAAUCUCUGGAGGAAGGUGGAGCAACCCAACCAGGAGACUGCUCCUUCGCAAGGGACUUCGGAGAGCAUGGGAGGGGUGCAGAGGAGACAGAAAAAGAGUGACGUGGAUCCAGCCAACAGGAGAAGCUUCAACUUGGAUGAAGAGCGGCAGCGGCUGGAGAAGUGGCAGAAGGAGCAAGAGAGGAUCAGGCAGGAGCAGUACGAACAGGAGCAGAGGAGACUCCAGGAUGAGCAGGAGAAGGAUCUGCAGAGGGCGGAGUAUGAGAGCAGGAGGAAGCAGGACAUGGAGCAACGUGCCCUGCAGGAGAGGCGGAGAAUGCUGCAGAAGAAAGCCCAGCAGGAUCUGAAGAAGAGGGAGGAGGAGAUGCUAGAGAGGGAACGCAAGGAGCGGGAGAGGAGGAGACUGGAGCAGCUGGAGAGGGAAGAGGAGGAGGAGAGGAGAAGAAGGGAAGAGGAGAGGUUACAGGAGGAACGAGAGGAGAGGGAACGGGUAGAGAGAGAAGAAAGGGAGAGAGAAGAGGCUGCUAGGAGACAGGAGGAGGAGCUGGCUCUUGUCCAAAGGUGGAAGGAAAAAGAGAAGAGGGCCAAGGAAAUGGAAAAGCAGCGGAUAAGGGAAGAUCGGGAAGCUAGGGAGAGGAAAGCAAGGGAAAAGAUAGAAAAGGAAAGGGAAGAAUAUGAUCGAUUACUGAAAGAGAGGGAAGAGGAGAGAGAGUGCCUUGCGAGGGAACAGGAGGAACGACAACGUGUUGCGAUGGAGCGGGAAGAAAGGCAACGUGAGGCCCGUGUAGAGGAGGAGAAACGUGCCGCGAAGGAGCGCGAAGAGAGAAAACGGGUUGCCAAAGAAAGAGAAGCAAGAUUACAAGCUGCUGUUCAACAAGAAGAGAAAGCUAGAGCCAAGAGACCAUUUGCUGAUGAAGCCAUCAGGCCACAGGUCCAACAGCAUCAAGAAUCAGCCCCACCUCCGUCACGUCAACACCAUCAACCGGACGAGGAUCUCCUCCAAAGGAUCCGGGAGGAAGAGAGGGACCGCAUCCGACUUGAAGAGCGGGACAGGCUGCGCAUUGAGUGGGAGCAGCUUGAACAGGAGAAGCAGGAGCAACUGGAGAAGCAACGGAAGGAACGAGAGGAGAUUGAAAAGCUGAGGCGAGAGCAAGCCGAGCUCCAGAGGGAGCGAGAAAGGCUUGCGCUUGAACAGCAGGAGGAGCUUGAACGCUUGACCAAGCAGCGAGAACUCUACUCUAAAUCCAUGAACAAUGUCUUUGAUGAUGAAGACGUAGAGAGGAAAAAUAGCUACAAUCGGAGGAAACAGCAUGGCGGUUCUGAAGAAGACCUCAGGAAACCGCACUCGUCGAAACCCUUAGGAAAAGAAAUCAUGAAAGGAAAGAUGCUACCAGAGAGAGACUCCCAACCAGGAAAGUCAUACAUGGGGAAAUACAAAGAUGACAACCUCCCCACAGAGCAGCACUGGCUGGUCGAGGAGGCCAAGAGGCGACAGCACGGCCCCCUGGUGGCUGGCAAGGUCAUCAACUCCCUCCCCAUCCACCCCAGGACGGACAGUCUGGACCAUGAACCGGUCCUGGAGAAGAAGGUCUACAACCAGGAACAUGCAGCACCCCCACCGUCGUCUAGCAGUAAUCAUAACAACGCCAAUAUCCAUGAGAAGGACUACGUGAAAAAUGAACCUGUUGGCUAUGAGCAGGAGAUCCCCACCCGCAUCCCACCCCCAAACAGAGUGCAGUCUGUGCAGGGCUCUGCUCCUCGGACCAAACAACCAACUCACCCCCACGACGAGCCUUCCCCAUCGUCCUCCGACAACACCAACCGAUGGGACGGACCUCGCCACCAGUACGACAACCAACCAGAGUUCAAGCACGUGCAGCGACGCAUGCACGGGGCUCCUGCGUUGGACGCCGAACGCAAGCAGAAGAUGCACAACCGUCGCUCGAUGCCCGACCUGACCAAAGACCCGGGGUUCGCCGCGCCUGUGACACGCAUCAUGGAUGACCAGCACAUCCCUCGUGGACCCGGAGGGGGCGGGCCAGCUCCGAGGGGCGUGGGCCCACCCUCGCCCCACCAUGGGCAGCAGAGGGGACCUCCUCCACCCCAUCAUGGGGGACCAGGAGGGGACCAGAGAAGGCAAGGACCUGCAUCUGAUAGCCUGAUCCAGCCUCACGAUCAUCGAAGAGCGGGUCCCAAGAGCCCGCCCGCUCAGGUAAGGGCCAAUCGGGGCCCUCCCUCUUCCUCUUCCUCGCCCCAAGGGCGUGGCCCACCUAGACAGCAGCAACAGCCACACCCGCAGCGACCGCCACAGCAACAUGCCCCAGGGAGGGGUCCUCCGGGUCAAAGGGCGUCAGCCUUCCAACAGCCCAGUAAGAAACCCCCUCCCGGCCGGUCCGUCAGCGGCAAAGUCUCGUGCUCCAAUUGUAGCAAGUCGCUGGGGAGGGGCGCCGCCAUGAUCAUAGAGUCUGUGGGUCUUCACUUUCACCUAGAGUGCUUUAGGUGCUGUGUCUGUAACAUCCAGCUCGGAAAUGGAACUAAGGGCACUGAUGUCCGGAUCCGAGCCAGCAAGCUACACUGCCAAAACUGCUACAGCAAUGAUGCUGGAUUCGAGUUCACCGAAGUAUGACAGUGACUUGUUGUGAUACAAUCAUCCCUAUCAGCAAGAUUUAGAAAGUUUGAGAGAGAAAUAGAGAGUGAGAGUGAGAGAGAGAGAGAGAGAGAGAGAGAGAGAGAAUGAAAGCAAGAGAAAUAAUGAGUGAGAAAGCAGAUAGAGCUGUACAGAUAUAAGAAAGAAGAAGAAUAGCGGGAUAUAUCUUAGUUGUCAUUUGUUAACUGUACAGAAAUGGAACAUUCAUCAUUCGUUGCUCUCUUAGCUGAUUAUAAACAAGAGGAAGACUUGUAAGAAAAGAGAAGGGUAGCUGGAUUUAUCUAACUGAGCUUGUCACAUUUAAGUGUACAAAAAGGAAUCAUUCAUAAUUUUUUGUUAGCCUGUAUUAGCUUCUCCACAUACUUUGUUACUCUUAAUGCUGGGCCCACAUCCCUCAACAUAGGCUGAUGAAAAAUGUGUCAGUAUGAAAAUGUUUCUUUUAAUCAUCAUUAUCAUCAUUAACCUUUGGAAGAAUGUGAUUUUGGAAAGGAAGAAUCGCAUUAGGAGUCAGAUGGUAAUUUGCAAUAAGAUUAAUGAUAUUUCCCAGUGUGGUUUAAAACCAUAAUAAUGGAAAGAAAAUAACUGAACUUGCUAUUGUCUUCCUGCCUCUAAAACCUGCCAUUCGGUAUAAAAAUACUAUCUGGAACAUGAACAUAGUAAUACUUUAUUGUCAUUUUGAGCUCUUACCUUGACAAAAUCCAAACCAUUUGCAAAAGAGUGGCACUUUUACAUUUUAAUGUUUUAUCAAAUAGGAAUUUCUCUGGCUUGGUCCUUGCAGUAAAGUAAAGUAAGCUAAGUCCCUGUUAUUAUGCAUUUUGAGUGGCUGCAUUUUAAAAGUAAAUGUAAGAUGUCUUCUUUCAUAAUGUGACUGAAAUUUUGUGUGUACGAUUUGAACGUGAAGUCAAAUUUUGUAUUCAGUGAAUUAUUCAGAGAGAAAGAAGAGAGAGAGAGAGAAAAGUUGCUUUGAAAUGCUUCUAAAGAAAAAAUAAUACUGCUUUUGAAAUUUGCCUUGAGCUUAUACAUGUAUAAUCAACUGUUUGAAAUAUUUGUAUCGUAUUCAGAAUUACACAAUCAUAGGUAUUCAAAUCUUUUUACUACAGGAAUUAGGAUUUUUAAAAUCAAAUUCGCCACAUUGAAUUUCUUUUUAAUCACCAUGCCAUCACUGAAAUUUCCAAAAGUAUCAUAAUUGUAACUAUUUGUGAAAAGAAAAGUGAUUUUGACAAAUCAAAUAUUCAGUAAAUCUUCACUGCCUGCAGGAAGAAUUUUAAUCAAUUUUUUACCUUUGAAUUUUGUAGCAUUUGUACUUAGAUUUUAUAGAUGUAAAGCUGGUGUUUUUAAAAAACUUUUUAAUGUAUAUUCAUCAAAAGUAUAUAACUAUAUCAUUAUCCUGUACUGUUCUUUUUGCAAUUGGUUCAGGGAAUUAGUUGAUACCAAAAAAUAAACAUGGCACGGUGUAAUAUGGAAAAUAAUGAAUUAUGUACUGCAUUUAUUGUAUACAGCUCUAUAAAAUUUCAGUUAGUUUUGUUUUUAAUAUUAAAGGCUUUUCAUUUGUUAAAUAUUUCAAGGAAAUACAUGUAAAAAGUAGCCAUGCUGAUAACCAAACUGUACCUUUCUUCUCCAGACAUAUAUAGUUGGAUUUUAAUUGCAAAGAUAAACAAAGGGACAUGAAAGUAGCUUAUGAAAAUAAUAUUUUUUAGUCUAUUUGCAAUUAAUGGUUGCAAAUGCAUGUAUUUUAGUGUGUGAUAUGUUCUUUAAAUUUUCAUUAUCAUACUGUAUGUAAAAUUGAGGUCUUGUUUUUACAGAUGUUUUAUUCCUCUUUAUACAUUGCACAUGUGUGAACAAACAUGUCAUCAGACAUUUCAUGUUUGUUUGAUGAAAUCUUUUCCUUGUAUUUUUAUUGGAUUGAUAUGUUUUUAUAUAUAGCAGUCUUUUUCUGCUCUGAUUUUUAAUUUGAAAGCGCUGAUUUGUAAAUAUUGUUCCAGUAAGCGUAUUUUUCGUAUUGAAUUACAGAGACAUAAUGAAGGAAUUAGUCAUUUGUUUGUAUAGUCUUCCCUUACGAGGUUCCAAAGUUUUCAGGAAAUUAUAAAAAUUGAUUGAAUUCGUUACAUCUCACCGAUUAUGAUUUUACAGAUAAGGGUAUUGAAACAAUGCUCGAGUCUCUGUGUGUAAAAUGUGAUGGAUUGUAGUCUUGUUUCAGACAUACACCAAGAAUAAAUUGAUUGCAGAUUAUCAUAGACAAUUAUUAAUUUUCAUCAAAAAACAAUACCAACAACAGCAGCAACAAACCCGAUCUAGUAUUUACAUGUUUUGUUUAUACUCUCAUUUUUAAAGAGACCAAUACAUCGUAUCUAGUCUGGUUAUUUAGAAAUAAUAUAUUGUUUAAAUAAGUUUGAUAAUUAUGUUGGCUGAAAGAACUGAAGAGAUUUAUAUGUUAGUGUGUAGGAGAACUCUGAUAUACACCGUUGGUUUAUAAAUGUGUAUUCAACGAUAUCAUUCAAGAAAAAGGAAAGAACAAAAAACCUCAUUAACCAUAGAAAAGCUCAAACACACUCAUAAUCGUCUGGGUAGAUUUUUGAAAAUUUUGCUAAAAUCUGCCAUUGUACCUUCCAGCUACCACUGUCAUAGAGCACAUUUUAUAUGGUUUGGUAUCAAUUAUUUGGAACUUGCAUGGUACUCCUUCCUCUAGUAUAGCACACAAGUAUUCACUAUCAAAAUGCCUCUUACUCCAUCCAAUUUUUUAAUCUUCUCUUCUUCACAAGUCCUCCCGACUGUGUAACAUUUGUGAAAAGUCGAUGGAAAGAAAGUGCCUUUGUUUAUACUCGGUCUACAUAAUGCGGUAAUACUUACAAUUUUACUAUCAUGUUUUGUAGUGUAUUUUAGUCCCAAGUAUUCGCAGACAAUGACAUGUGUGUAUAAAUAUUGAUAAGAUGCGACUUGCAGUCCUUUUACAUCCUAUGAAAGGGACAACACGAUGUCUUUUGGUAUUUAUUAUGUUUAUUAAUCACCAUACCUGUGUAAAAAGAGAUUUGAAUUAUAUGGGUGCACCUUUUGUAUAGAUAAAAAGCUUUUCUAUUAAAAAAGAAAACUAAAGAUAGAAGAAAGAGUAUCUUACAUGCAUUUUUUCAAAUUGUAAUAAAAAUCAAAUGAUGAUCGGUGAGAAGGGAAA